Molecule: messenger RNA, 990 nt
Organism: Paramuricea clavata
Lineage: Eukaryota; Metazoa; Cnidaria; Anthozoa; Malacalcyonacea; Plexauridae
Source: the annotation of a GenBank genome assembly
AUGUUAACCAAAGCUGCAAAGUCAAUCGCUGCACCUCCUCCUGACGACAUAAGAAGAAACAAUGCGCCCAGAUCCCGCCGAAUCAACGACUCUCUAAAACCGGCCGUGCUCUCCAAAGAUUCCAGCCCCACCGAGUUGCGACACUGGAUCGACGCAUUCAAAUCUUAUUACUCGUCCAACGAUAUGAACGAUUUCAGCAAAGAAGAAAGACUUUCAUACUUUAAAAUAUUGUUGGAUUCCGAUCUCAAAACUAGAAUCAUGGCGAAAAUGACAGAAACUACCGACGUUUUCGGCGAAGACGGCUGCCUUCAACUCCUCGAGAAUGACUUCCUGGGCCGUUACCCGCUAUUCUCCCGCAGGCUCGACUUCUUUCAGUACCAACAGCGAAAUGGACAAGCCUUCACUGAUUUUGUCGCCAAGGCCAAGGAACUCUCUCGUCUCGCCGAUCUUGACAAGUUAACUGUCGAAGAAAUCUUCGUUUUCUGCAUACUCCGUGGCACUACCGACUCAGUCCUCCUCGACGAUCUCCUGGAAUUGCCGGAAAAGACCCUGAAAGACGUCGAAAAUACGGGUAAAAUGUACGAAAGUCGCCUGAUAUCCCGCUCCAAACUUUCCAACCAUUCUGCCGAGCCCGUAUUAAAAGUUUCCCUGCAGCAACGUCGCGGUCAAUUCAAAUCAAAAGCAAGGCAUAAUCAAGAUCGCUUCGAAGGAAAAGGUUCGUCUCAGUCCCAAAAACGCCCCACCACCAUAAAAGAAAUGAAGGAGCGCGGCCUCUGCACAAGGUGUGGCAAAGCAAACCACGUCGCCUACGAGUGCUCUUACGAGCACAACGUUAUUUGCAACCAUUGUGGUAUCAAGGGCCACAUCGCACCAGCCUGCCUCAGCCGAACGAAGAUAAACGCGAUCCAAACCGAACGUCCCGAAGAUCGCUCAAGAUUCGCCAACAUGCCCAGAGAUCCCUCCCCUUCCGCCAGCUCCGUCUCCGAUUGA